AAUGGAAGUGUACACUUUUAAGUAAGACUUCUAUAUAUAGAUGGCAGAUACGUCUUUCAUCUCUACCUGACGAUCCCAAAACGAGGUUCUGUUGAAAAAUGGUGGACUAACUGAAAGAUUACAACUUCACAAUUUUACAAGAAUACUAAGUAUAAUUGUUGGAAUGAUGUGAAAGUGUGAUGUCUCGCAGUGUUGCAUGGAGACGUGUCAUUAGUGAUACAGCCAGCUGGAGACAGGAUGAAGCUAACAAUGCCACCAUCUACAUACUGAGAGAGAUAGGACCAACUGGCUUCCUUCUUAAAGAAGAUGGAGAAAGGAAAAAGUUUAAGGUGUUACUAGGUGACCCUCACUCGUGUACAUGUCCAGUGUUUAUGAAGGAGAAAGACAUAUGCAAACACAUCUGUUGGGUGCUCCUGAAGAAGUUUAGAAUUCCAAGAACUAAUCCAGUGACUUGGCAGCUGGGACUUGUUGAGCGUGAGAUCAACGAGAUUCUGAGAGGUAUUCUAGCUAAACAGCGCCCAAAGACAACUGUCUCUAAGCCAACUGUAUCUGGAACACAGGAGAUAGAUGGCAGGCCAGUGCUUGAACAACGUGAGAUAUCGGAAGAUGACGUCUGCCCAAUCUGUCAAGAUGAACUACUGGAAAAGAAGGAAGCUGUGACAUAUUGCAAGUUUGGAUGUGGGAACAGUGUACAUAUCAAGUGUAUGAAAGUAUGGGCAGAGCACCAGAAAACACAAGGGAAGACAAAUGUUGAGUGCCCAUUUUGUCGAGAGGAUUUUGGCCCAAUUGAGAUUUUACGGAAAGAGUAUGCCACAGCUAACACUCGCACUACACGCUCUGAGAAGGUGGAUUUGCAUCUGGGUGUUACAUGUGAUGUCUGUCAGGUCUGCCCAAUAGUGGGAAAGUGUUUUAAAUGCAACAUGUGUAACAACAGUCAUAUGUGUCAGCAAUGUUACUCAGCUGGUGGUAAUCAUCCUCCCAAUCACACAUUUGUCUUUCGCCAGAAAUGUACACAAAGGUGGCGCACUGCUGUCAAACCAUCUGGUAUGGCUUUGCCGCAUGCUGUCGUAAAUAACCUGAUGACGCGGGACAUCUCAGAUAAUGAUUAUGACAUGCUACUCCAAUUGGAUAACCCUAGUUCCAACCAACCAAGUAAUAUUCCAGAAGAGGUGAUUCAAAAUCUCCCAACAGAGCGGGUGAGGGAAGGGGGUCGGCUGCUGGCCCCUGGAGAGCAAUGUAGGGUCUGCCUCCGAUCAUAUUCUGUGGGCCAGUAUGUUAAACGUCUACCAUGUAGGCAUAGGUUCCACAAGGACUGUAUAGACAACUGGUUGUUACAUGAACAUGCUACAUGUCCUUUAGAUGGCCAAAUGGUGUGGAAUCCAGUCACAUCCCAACUAGUCAGUGAUAGACCAAGACAAAGGGUGACCAAUCAACAGCAAAACCAAUCACCUGCUGCUACUUCUGAACAAUCCUCCCUCCAGCUAGAAAUCCCAGGAAUUGGUGUCGCUCAGAUGAAUGGAGGGGCACAAUCGAUACAGAGACGUGGAAUUCUACCGCGAGGAAAGCUGCAACAACAAGGUGCUGUGUCUCCAGCAGAUGGCAGCACCUUACAGCCUGGCUUUGCUCUCAGUGGAACUGCUAUCAAUAGUACAAAUACUGAAGCUGCUCCAGCCAUAAUGAACAGUCCUCUGAGGAUGGGACACGUUACUCUGUCUAAACGUCCACCUGUUUCUCAACGAGGUAUCCAUGACAGCAGCCCCGUAGCGCCAUCUAUUCCCCUACCUAGUAAUGAGACAUUGGUUGUAGGAACAGGAAGGAAUAGCGCACCUAGCUCAAGAUUAAAUGCUCAACGUAGUGAUAGUGAUAAUGAGACUGGCAGGAGAAAGGGAAGGGCAGGCUUGCAACAAGGUGUACGGAGGGCACGAAGCAGUAGUGCAUCACGAGCCAAUAGGAGCACCCCUACUGCUCCAGAUUUACAUAUUGGCGAUGUCAACAGUGAAAUCGCUAUCCCUUUAGCUUCAGUCGUACCACAGCGUAAAUUACCAAAUAGUACGACUAAAAGGACUAUUAAACCAAGUAGUACCACUAAAAGGACUAACACCCAGCAUGUACCCAUUGGAGAUAUUGCAUUAACUGGUUCACAAAUGUCACAGCUCACUCUCCAAGACUGCUAUGAUGUCACUUAAUUAUGCGCAUAAUUUGUCUUAUAUUGUGACAUCACUAAAAUUGAUCAGUAUUAUUUUAUUUGUAAAGAAUAAUGCAGUAAUUGCAAAUUGAUAUUAGCUUUUAAACCAAAUCCGUCCAGCAAUACUGAAAAACAGUAUUUUUUUUAUUUCUAUGUACACAUCUUUUAUAUUUUGUUUGGAAUAUUUUACAUGAAAUGUAAGUUUACUCAUCUUGCAUGUAUUUCUCUUACAAACAAUUAAAUGUAUUUAUGUGAGUGUGGGCAUUAAGAUGUGUCUGUGUGUGAUUGCCACCCUUUGAACCUCUCUAUUUAAGGUUCCAAACUUGGUAUGAGUAGUGAUAAAUGAUAACGUAUGACCAGGGAUUAUCAAGGUCAAUGUCAUGAAAGGUCAAAUUCAGAAUUUGAAUUGUAUUUUAAGAUUUGCUGAAAGCAUAUGUUGACGUGAUCUUUUUCAUAUGAAGAGCUAUAUUUUUUCAUUUACUAAAUAUGCCAUAUGCUAUGAGUAAACACUAGAUUUGCUGUAAGCUGUGCCAUUUAAGACAAGUUGACUGUAAUAAUGGUCUUAACCAACCAAUUGCACUAUAGUUACCUCUAUUUGUUACACUUGCUUUAAGCUCAUAUUUGAACAUAUGACAUAUUUAUCAAAUAUGCAUGAUGUAUGCGUUCUUUGAAAAUAAAUUGAACUAUU
Molecule: messenger RNA, 2873 nt
Organism: Owenia fusiformis
Lineage: Eukaryota; Metazoa; Annelida; Polychaeta; Sabellida; Oweniidae
Source: the annotation of a GenBank genome assembly